GGGAUGUGAGGUUUGUUUUAUGAAAAAAACGAUCAUGUUAUCUAAUAGUUGCGUAAUUCUUGUUCUAACAGGAGAGAAGGGGAGAAGGAUUCGGGAACUGACUUCUGUUGUCCAGAAACGCUUCAAGUUCCCCGAAAAUGGUGCGGAGUUAUAUGCCGAGAAAGUUAACAACAGGGGCCUCUGUGCCAUUGCUCAGGCGGAGUCUCUGCGGUACAAGCUCCUGGGAGGCCUGGCUGUUCGGAGGGCUUGCUAUGGUGUUCUGCGAUUUGUGAUGGAGAGUGGUGCCAAGGGAUGUGAGGUCGUUGUGAGUGGGAAGCUACGUGCUCAGCGAGCUAAAUCGAUGAAGUUUAAGGAUGGGUACAUGAUAUCCUCUGGACAACCUGUCAACGAGUAUAUCGACUCUGCCGUGAGGCAUGUUCUUCUAAGACAGGGCGGGCUUGGCAUCAAAGUCAAGAUCAUGCUUGACUGGGAUCCCAAGGGCAAACAAGGACCAAUGACUCCAUUGCCUGAUCUGGUGACUAUUCAUCCCCCGAAGGAAGAAGAGGAAUAUAUUCCACCGGUGCUGACCGCCAACAUCGAGAUUCCAGUUGCUUAAUCAACAGUCCUGAUCGUGUUAUUACCUCAGCAUGAUGUUUUGUCCUUACAGUACUGUAUGCCUCAUUGUAACUUUCUUAUAGCUUGCGCUACUGCUUACUUCUCCUAGAUUAUGCUACAAAUUUUGGUGGAGAUUUCUGCUUUACAUAAUUUGGCUAGAAGAUGUUUUCAGUAUCGUCCAAAAUAAUGCAGAGUAAACUAGUAAGUAGUACUGGCCCUUGUUGA
Messenger RNA from Eucalyptus grandis, 819 nucleotides. RefSeq names its product 40S ribosomal protein S3-3-like. Gene Ontology annotation, biological process: translation. The transcript has 4 exons. The record is from RefSeq and is a predicted model, not a curated record. The coding region runs from base 20 to 595 and encodes 191 amino acids. NCBI's taxonomy places the organism in Eukaryota, Viridiplantae, Streptophyta, Magnoliopsida, Myrtales, Myrtaceae. Gene Ontology annotation, cellular component: nucleus; cytosolic small ribosomal subunit. Gene Ontology annotation, molecular function: RNA binding; structural constituent of ribosome.